Oppia nitens is the source of this 2828-nucleotide messenger RNA. RefSeq names its product striatin-interacting protein 1 homolog (gene Strip). Gene Ontology annotation, biological process: cytoskeleton organization. The coding region runs from base 104 to 2746 and encodes 880 amino acids. Gene Ontology annotation, cellular component: cytosol. The transcript has 3 exons. The record is from RefSeq and is a predicted model, not a curated record. NCBI's taxonomy places the organism in Eukaryota, Metazoa, Arthropoda, Arachnida, Sarcoptiformes, Oppiidae.
AUUCAUGGAUAAGACAAACAGUAAAACAAUCAUUGAUUGAGUGAUGCAUUGAAUUGGUGUUGAAUUUAGUGAUAAUCGGUGUAAUUAUCCAUCAAUUUUAGUCAUGUCUUAUGUCAAACAGGUCUGGGAGUUAACAGCGAUGACCGACACGGAGGACAUGGACUUUGUUUACGCCGAUUGCGACCAACUUUCCAAUGAAAUGGCAGAACUAUAUUCAUAUACUGAAGAAAAUGAAUUUAUUGUCAAUAAAGGGAUUUUUGAAGAAUUGAUGGAAGACUUUGGUUUUCCGUUGAAAUGGACACAUAUGUCACCGCAACAGAAGAGUAGAGCUAUUGAGCGGUUGUCUGAAGGAAUCGAAGUGUCGAACAGAGGCCGUCGUAUGCGAUCAGUUCGGGCCAUACUUUACCUAAUUCAGGGCAACUUCGGCGAGUGUCUCACCAUUGAUGAACAGCCAAAGUAUUGUCGACAAAAUGUAUUUUUGUUGUAUGAGUCGGGACUGUUCGCCACAUUUGUACAAUUGCUUCACAUGGAGAUCGAUAGCGCGUCCAACACUGUCCUCAAAAAAUCGGCCGUAAGUUUGGGUGAUUCGUUAGACUUAAGGAUUAUUUUAUCGGUUUUAUACACAUUUGUGGCCGUAAUGAAUGUCAAUGAAGASGCAGACAGCGAUCACUUUAAAGAACUUCAAAAACAAUUUAUUGAAGAGUUGUCACAACCGAAUGGUAACGAAUUGUUGGUCAUUACUCUAUUUCAGAUGAUAACCAAAUUUUGUACCCAAACGCCGCCUCCUUUUCCUAUCAAAAAAGUAUUGCUUUUGUUAUGGAAAACAUUAGUCAUAACUCUUGGAGGUAUUGAAGUCUUAAGAAACACAAAGAAUCUCUACAGAAUCAGAUGUGGUUUGAGUUCAAUAACUGAUGACACACUAGAAGUGACUCGACAUAUGAGAGCUGCCUCUCCUCCAGCCAGUGCUACCGAUCUUAUUGAGGCUCAACAGCAAAGAAAAAUGAAUCGUCCGUUUAAAAGACAAACUGUGGUCAAACAGCCCUCAAUGACUGGUGACGAGUCAAUUGGUUAUCAGGACUUUGAAGCAAAUAAUGAGUCAAAUGAUGAAGAACUUAUGUCAGUUGAUGAAAGAAUCAGUUCAUAUAAUAAUGAACUAAACAAUGAAAAAAAUGGAACUCUUGUUACAGACAGUGAAAGAGAAAUUAGAAAUAAUGCGACAAAUGAUGAGAAAGACGGUGAGGGACGUCCCGGAUCACCGCGACCUAAAACUUUGCCGAAACCAAGAUAUUCUGAUGAAGUUAAUGAAAGUCAUCCAACAGCGCCACACGUGAAUCAAAUGAGCGAAUCGGGUAUAGAUUUACCACAAUUACACAAAGGCUUGCCUUGGGUUCCGAAAGUGAGACAAAAAGACAUCGACAUCUUCUUGGAUCACACAAGACUUAAGUUUGUUGGAUAUGUACUUCCAAACGAUCGAACAACGACUGCAGGACUUCCUGAGCCUAUUCUUGAAGGUAUUAAAAUACUUGAGCGACACGUCUACAUCUCAUUGUCUGAAUUGCAAAUGAAAAGAGAAGAAGAACUUCACAAAUAUCCACUGACUGUCAAAGAAUUGGAUGAAUUGCCGCUCACUUCAAACGCAGAGAUUUUAUAUUAUGCAAUGCUUCCCAGUUUACCGCAGUAUAUGAUUGCUUUGCUUAAAAUAUUGUUGGCGGCGGCGCCCACUUCUAAAACAAAGAAUGAUUCGCCAAAUAUUAUGUCAGAUGUAUUGCCUGAAGAGAUGCCGAUGACAGUUCUUCAGUCGAUGAAAUUAGGUAUUGAUGUGAACCGACAUAAAGAGAUAAUCAUAAAAGCCGUUUCAGCCAUACUUUUAUUACUUUUAAAGCAUUACAAACUUAAUCAUAUCUAUCAGUUUGAAUAUAUUAGUCAACAACUAAUGUUUGCUAAUUGUAUACCAUUAGUAUUGAAAUUUUUCAAUCAAAAUAUAUCGUCGUAUAUAACCUCUAAAAACACUAUAUCAGUGAUAGACUUCCCCACCUGUGUUAUCGGGGAACAGCCCGAGUUAACCGCUGAUACCCUAGAGUUUGGCGAAACACAGGCCUAUUGCUGGAGAAAUAUGUUUAGUUGUAUUAAUUUACUUCGCAUUCUUAACAAACUAACAAAAUGGAAACACUCGAGGAUUAUGAUGUUAGUGGUGUUCAAAUCGGCUCCGAUACUCAAGAGAGCACUCAAAGUACGGCACGCAAUGUUACAGUUGUAUGUAUUGAAACUUUUGAAAAUGCAGGCAAAAUAUUUGGGAAGACAGUGGAGGAAAUCCAAUAUGAAAACUAUGAGUGCUAUCUAUCAGAAAGUUAGACAUAGACUCAACGAUGAUUGGGCCUAUGGUAAUGACUUGGAUGCCCGUCCCUGGGAUUUCCAGGCAGAGGAGUUCACACUUCAGGCUAAUAUAAAUGGUUUUCAUAAUCGUCGUUAUGAGAAGCAAUGUUCAACAGGUGUGUCUCAGCCACAACUCUUGUCCAAUCCAUCGGUUACUUCGGCUAAUUCUCCUUCAAAUGCCAUUUCAUUGGACGCUAUGUCAGCAGAUAUCUUGCAAUCCGUUGAUAAUAAUUUUCUAUCAAUACUUAGCAAAGAAAUUGAAUUAACAAAAGAGUUUAAAUAUAAUUAUGAGACAUGGCUUGAGAGGGAAGUCUUUCAAUUCAAUAUAGAUUGGGAUCAGCUUUUAUUCGCAACGAAUACCAUUGAAACAUAAAUUGUUUUUUUAGUUAUUUAAUGCAAUAUUUUUUUAUAAUAUUAAUAUCAAAUAUUUCAUUUAUUUUUAUUUCAUAUUAUGU